CAAAUGGGUGCACAAUGCUGAAAGCGGAAGGUCACAGUAAGGCCUAAGGAUAGCUACACGAAUAUUAUCGAGAACAGUCAGCUCAAUAAGGUUUAUGAAAGAACACAAAUGCUUAGGAAAUAAGAUAGAGAAGAAAACAACACUGAAAGAACAGAAUUCAAAUGUAAAUGAGAAGAACAACAGAGCUUUUGGGUCAACAGUUGAUAGUAAUUUACGCUACGAAGGAAGUAUCCAGAGUGAAGAAGAAUGUAUUAAGAAGCUUGGAGCCAUCCGGAAGACCUACCACUUCAGGUUCAGGGACAGUGGUGCCAAGGAACUCACUGAGGACGAAAAGGAAAUAUUUGAGUACCAUAAGUUAGAAUUAUUAGGCCAGGGAGAGAUCUCUGAUGUCUAUUGAGCCAUUAAUCUGACCACCCAAGAGCCGUUUGUAAUCAAGACUUUUUGAUUUCCUGAGAAAGAAGUGUUGAUGUACCACAAGCCAAUGCUAGAAGCCAUAAAACAUAUGCAGAAGGAAUUAAAAAGUUAUCCCAUGUUCUGACCUUACCACCAGCUCUAUCUUGAUGAGCACGAAAAGGAUGAAGAUAUAGAGGCUGAGGCUGAGGCUGAGGCUGAAGCUGAAGGAGAAGGCGAGCUAGAGUCAGGCACAUCCCUCACUCUUACAAUGGAUUAUAUGCAGGAAUCAAUUCAAAUUUCAGAAUCUCUUGAGAAUUGAGAAGCAUUCAGUGAGAAAAUCAUUCGAAGACUUGUAGUCAAGGUAAUGAGAGCACUAGCGAUUUUACAAGAGAAAGGUCUCUACCAUGGACGAUUGAACUGUAAUAAUGUAUAUGUUGAUCAGAACUGGAACAUUAUCAUGGUAGAUUAUGGACUCAUGAACGCACUAAGGGUUAAAAAUCCCUUGACAACUGAAGAAGGGAUUCGAUUAGAUAUACUAGCAAUGGGAAUCAUGAUUCUAGACAUGCUUGGUAUCUCAUUUGAGAAGUUUGAUGAAACCGUGUAUAAUGAAAAGAACGUUCCACCUAACCUGAUCAGCUUCCUUGAUACAUGAUUUGAGGGUAGUAUAGAGCUAGAUGACCUAUUCAUUCAUCCUUUCAUACUGUAUGAUGAGAAUGGAGUGCAGGCUUCCCCUGUUUCCUCUCAUCGCACUUUGGAAGAAUCUGAAACUAAAAAUCGUCUGAAUCCAGGAUCAUUUUCAUCAAAGAAUAGUUUCCCUGGCUUUGCAAGAAAAUUUCUGACAAAUGGAUCAAUGACUUCAACUAAUAAACAGUCAGAGCCUGAAAGAGAAAACCCUAUAGGGUCACCUAGGAGAAGCAACAAUAAGAAUAUAUUUUAUCGUCAUUACAGUAAAGGGAAUGAAAUUCUAAAGAAAGAUGGGCAGAAUAAAUAUAGCAUUGUCAGCAAUCCAAAUGAUAAUGAGUUAGGCCACUUUUCUUACUACUGACAUGAAGACUCCAAGGGUGACAAAGUGGAAUUCAGAAAUAGCAAGCAAGUGCAUCUCAAGGAUGACCCAACGGAAUCUGAUUUAGAUAGUGCAACUACUCCAAUAGCUACUUCAGAAAUGAAGACUGAGUUUAGGGAGAGGUUCCAAGAUGCACCUGCCAAAGUCAAAAGAAUUACAAUGCAAUCACAAGAAAGAGUAGAAGGAGGGAAGCAGAGGAACACCAUGAUCCAACCCUCACUCAAACAGCUUACCGUUCUUGAAGAGGCAUCAAUCUCUAUGGAGCAGUCUCGAGAGAUAGAGACAGAAUCUGAUAGGAAGGAUAAGAUAUGAGCUCCUCUCACAGCCCAAAACGAUCCUGCAGUGGUCAUAACUGAGCAGGGCGAUAAACAGUAA
This is a messenger RNA of Moneuplotes crassus, 1831 nucleotides long. Lineage: Eukaryota; Ciliophora; Spirotrichea; Euplotida; Euplotidae. The record is from the annotation of a GenBank genome assembly.